AUGAACCAGACAAAGGUCACCGGGGAGGAUAAACCCACAGCAAGAGGAGCGGAAUCAGUUGGAGCAUCACAGUCGGAUGCUACCAUCAGUGGAAUGAAUGAGCAGGAUAAAAACGUGAACCUGGCUCAAAUGGAAAUGGAAAAGACAAAGGUCACCGAAGAAGAACUCGUUGAACUGGGACUGGAUGACCUUUCACUGAUCGAUAAAACCGCAGGUGAUGACCUUUGGGCAACUCCAAUGGUCUCAGAUGAAUCGAAUGAAUCAUACUUCACGGAUGAUGAAGCGACGAUGAAUAUGUCCUUCCAGACUGCGAUGAAGGAAGCUGACCGUGUUGAAGGGAUGACACCAUUCAAGGACAUACCCGAGCACCUUAUUGAACGGACACAAAUGGGAAAGGUCAUCAAUGUUAGAUCGCCAUCACCGAACAGUCCCACAACGACUUUGAGGACUCGGGUGAGAGAGUUGGAAGACGAACUCGAGGCCAAGGAAAGUCAGGCAACGAAACGAACGAGAGAAAACCGGGAAAAACUGUCGUCGCUGGAAGCCCGAAUAUACGUAUUAGAACAACAACAGGUAGACUUGGAAAGCGCGGCGGACGAAUGGAAAAUCAAAUACGAACGUCAAAGAGAACUCGCGGAAGAAUACUUGAAGAUGGUGGAUGACAGAGAAAUGGAAGGUCAUCUUGCAGUCAGUGACCUUAACGAAAGUAUGUCCGAAGAAACAGCGGAAAGGUCACGACACUUAGCGGAACUGAAGGACGAAUGUGACUCACUGAAACUAAAGGUCACUGAAGCCGAAACGAAAAGAGAUGAAUACGCAACCAAACUCGCCGAUGCUACUCAGCGGUUGUUGACAAACACUACUGAAGUCUUCAAGCUCAGGAAUGACCUGAAGCUCCGUGACGAGAAUAUCGAGACCCUCCAGAAGGAGUCAUACGAUCACCAGAGAAGGGCUGAUGAAGCCGCUAAGGUGGCAAAGGACUUGCGAGAUCAAACAGCCACCGAAGGUGUACGGUUGAAUAACGAAAUAAGACAGAUGAUGCAAGAGAAUAAGGUGUUGAAGGAGGACAACAGAAAGGUCACCGAUGAGAUCAAAGAGUUGAAGGAAGCCGCCAAGACAAUUGCAGAACGAGGCGCGAGGUGGGAACAUGAGGCACACCUCUUGGAUGAAAAGGUCACGGUCCUUGAACUGAAAGAUAAAGAAUGGCAACAAAUGGUACAUCAGAAAACACAGGAGAUCAUCAGACUCAACACGGAGCUGAUCGAUAUGACCCAAACGGCAAUGACGAGGGAAGAUGAGGUCACCCGUACAAAAAACCAGCUGAAAAUAGCAGCUGAGGAAUACACGACGUUGGAAAGGGAUGUGACCCAGUUGGCGGAACACAUUAAGAGGAUGGAGAAUGAUACUGAAAAAGUCAUCCAGGAGAAGACCUUCCAACUCCAUCAGCACAUGCUAAAGGUCAACGAGGAGAAUCAGAAUUUGAAAACGGAAAAAGAGGAAUUCCAGUUGAAAGUCCGUCGCCUGGAAGACGAGAAUAAGGCGCUCAACAUGUCGAAUAAACACAAAGACGAACAACUGCUGCAAUAUGGAGGCGACGGGACAGACCCCCCAGCCGGCAGGAGCGUCCAAGGAAAUCCCGUUAUGGAAAAGCGAAACGAAAUCAAAGCGAUGAUGGAAGUAGUGAAGAAGACGAUGACCAGGGAGCAGAAAAUACAGCGGUGCAAUUGA
This is a messenger RNA of Paramacrobiotus metropolitanus, 1728 nucleotides long. RefSeq lists its product as uncharacterized. The transcript is spliced from 2 exons. Lineage: Eukaryota; Metazoa; Tardigrada; Eutardigrada; Parachela; Macrobiotidae. The coding region runs from base 1 to 1728 and encodes 575 amino acids. The record is from RefSeq and is a predicted model, not a curated record.